Molecule: messenger RNA, 1398 nt
Organism: Lentinula edodes (shiitake mushroom)
Lineage: Eukaryota; Fungi; Basidiomycota; Agaricomycetes; Agaricales; Omphalotaceae
Product: lipase
Exons: 11
Coding region: 284-1189 (301 amino acids)
Biological process (GO): lipid metabolic process
Source: RefSeq, a predicted model, not a curated record
UUCGAGGAAAGAACUUCAAGAAGCAUAAUUUUCCGCAGAGCCUCGCAGAUCCUCCUUCCAAGAGCUUUCAAGUCGGUUGUGCAUCUCAGUUCCCCGUCGCACCAGCCUUACAUGUAUACCAGAUCGCGUCCGGCGUUGUCAUCUUCACCGGUAUGUUGGGGAUUGAAGACCUUUCUCUUGCCCUAGAUGUAUCAUCGCGUCCGGAUUCCACAUUUGACAGAAAACCUCAAACGUAUAAAUACGGUCAUACAGCUUAGUUGUCCUUCAUCGACUCGCCCCCGCAAUGUUUGUUCAGGCUUCUUGGUCUCUCGUUGCCCUUGCUGCGUCUGCAUUUGCCUCGCCCGCUGCGAGAGCAGGCAUUCAAGCUCGUACUGCGAUCACUACCCUCACUACAGCUCAGAUUGAGGUGUACAAGCCCUACACGUACUACGCCAGCGCCGGCUACUGUUCUCCUACCACGACGAUCAACUGGUCCUGCGGAACAAAUUGCGAGGCGAAUCCUACCUUCGUUCCUGUUGCGUCAGGGGGCGACGGUGAUAGCAUCCAAUUUUGGUUUGUCGGAUACGAUCCAACUUUGCACAGCGUAAUAGUCUCCCAUCAAGGAACUGACACAGCAGAGAUCCUCUCCAUCGUCACUGACGUCGAAUUUGCGCUCAAGGCAGUCGAUUCUACUUUGUUCCCCGGAGUGAGCUCAAGCGUAGAAGUUCAUGAUGGGUUUGGAAAGGAACAGGCGCAGACUGCGACUGCUGUUCUAGCAGCUGUGAAAAAGGCAAUGUCCGCUCAUUCUACUACCACUGUCACUACCACCGGUCACUCUCUAGGAGCCGCGAUUUCACUUCUUGACGCUCUCUAUCUUUCACUUCAAGUGCCCACUGCCACCGUGAACUUUAUCGGAUAUGGUUUACCUCGUGUCGGUAAUCAAGCAUUCGCCAAUCUCAUGGACUCCAAGUUUCCAAACCUCGUUCACAUCAACAACAAAGAAGACAUAGUUCCCAUUGUUCCCGGUAGACUUUUGGGCUAUGUGCAUCCAUCUGGGGAAAAGCAUAUUUUGGAUUCUAACGCAUGGGUGGCGUGUCCAGGGCAAGAUAAUACUAGCACUCAAUGCAGCACUGGCGAUGUGCCGACUAUAUUGAGCGGAGAUGUCGAUGACCAUUUCGGCCCAUAUGAUGGUAUCGAUAUAGGAUGUUAAUUAAAUUUCAGGUUUUUUUUGUCUUUUCAUGAGCUUGUGGGAUAAAUGUCUUGUAAGGCUUCAUGUAUAAUGUACUCACCGUAAUGUAAUUCAGAGAUUGAUGUUCUAGGAUGUUCUGAAGCACAGGGAAGUACAGACCUGUUAGAACAGACGCGCUCUUAAUUUUUACGCGUUUUGAUGAUAGUGGGUGAUGAUUGAUCGGAACCAGC